GGAAACAAGCAGCCCUGCCUGUGUGCUCGGCUCAGCGCGGCGCCAUGGAUUUCAACGUCAAGAAACUGGCUUCCGAUGCGGGGGUCUUCUUCACCCGGGCAAUGCAGUUCACAGAGGAGAAGCUGGGCCAGGCGGAGAAAACAGAGCUGGAUCCUCACCUGGAGAACCUGAUCACUCGGGCUGAUGGCACCAAGAACUGGACUGAGAAGAUCCUGAGACAGACGGAGGUGCUCCUGCAGCCCAACCCCAUCGACCACACUGGUGCUCGAAUAGAGGAGUUCAUCUAUGACAAACUGGACAAGAAGCUUCCCUCCAGGAUGACCAAUGCUGAGCUGCUGGGCCAGUACAUGCUGGACGCUGCCAAAGAGUUUGGUCCAGGGACGCCAUAUGGUAGCACCCUGAUCAUAGUGGGAGAGUACCAGGUUAGACUGGGAGGAGCUGAGCGCGAGUUCCUGCAAACCUCAGCUGCCAGCUUCCUCACCCCUCUACGCAACUUCCUAGAAGGAGACUGGAGGACGAUAUCAAAAGAGCGGCGGCUCCUGGAGAAUCGACGGCUGGAUCUUGACAUCUGCAAAGCACGUGUGAAGAAAGCCAAGCAGGCAGAGGCCAAAGCAGCAGCUGCACCUGACUUUCAGGAGACAAGGCCUCGAAAUUAUGUUCUGUCUGCCAGUGCAUCAGCGCUGCUGAGUGAGGAGGUGGACAAAGCAGAGCACGAGCUCCGUGUGGCUCAGACCGAGUUCGACAGACAGGCCGAGGUCACUAGACUGCUGCUGGAAGGAAUCAGUAGCACACACCUCAACCACCUGCGCUGUCUGCAGGACUUUGCAGAGGCUCAGGCCACGUACUACGCCCAGUGUCACCACUACAUGCACGAGCUUCAGAGGGAGCUGAGCAGACAUGCCAACGCUGUUGGCGCCCCCAACUCCUCCGCUGCUGUCUGCCCCAGCCCCGUCUCAGCUGCUUUCCUGUCAGGACCACCACCUCCUGGCGCCACGGUCUCUUCCUCCUCCUCCAGCCAAAAGCCCAGCACGCUUGCAAUGGAGCAGACUCCAUUCCCUGUUACUGGCACCAGAAAGGCCAAGGUUCUGUAUGACUACGACGCCCACGAUGUCAGUGAGCUGUCCCUCUUGGCUGAUGAGCUGAUCACUGUGUACACCGUACCUGGGAUGGACCCUGAUUGGUUGGUUGGAGAACGGGGAAACGAAAAGGGCAAAGUACCCGUCACCUACCUUGAACUGCUGAGCUAA
This is a messenger RNA of Seriola dumerili (greater amberjack), 1247 nucleotides long. RefSeq names its product endophilin-B2-like. The record is from RefSeq and is a predicted model, not a curated record. Gene Ontology annotation, molecular function: protein binding. NCBI's taxonomy places the organism in Eukaryota, Metazoa, Chordata, Actinopteri, Carangiformes, Carangidae. Gene Ontology annotation, cellular component: cytoplasm; membrane. The coding region runs from base 45 to 1247 and encodes 400 amino acids. The transcript is spliced from 12 exons. Gene Ontology annotation, biological process: membrane organization.